AUGGACUGCAGAAAGAUUGGUGAGAGGUCCGCUAUGGACUGCAGAAAGAUUGGUGAGAGGUCCGCUAUGGACUGCAGAAAGAUUGGUGAGAGGUCCGCUAUGGACCGCAGAAAGAUUGGUGAGAGGUCCGCUAUGGACUGCAUAAAGAUUGGUGAGAGGUCCGCUAUGGACUGCAGAAAGAUUGGUGAGAGGUCCGCUAUGGACUGCAGAAAGAUUGGUGAGAGGUCCGCUAUGGACUGCAGAAAGAUUGGUGAGAGGUCCGCUAUGGACUGCAGAAAGAUUGGUGAGAGGUCCGCUAUGGACUGCAGAAAGAUUGGUGAGAGGUCCGCUAUGGACUGCAGAAAGAUUGGUGAGCGGUCCGCUAUGGACUGCAGAAAGAUUGGUGAGAGGUCCGCUAUGGACUGCAGAAAGCUUGGUGAGUGGUCCGCUAUGGACUGCAGAAAGAUUGGUGAGAGGUUCGCUAUGGACUGCAGAAAGAUUGGUGAGAGGUCCGCUAUGGACUGCAGAAAGAUUGGUGAGAGGUCCGCUAUGGACUGCAUAAAGAUUGGUGAGAGGUCCGCUAUGGACUGCAGAAAGAUUGGUGAGAGGUCCGCAAUGGACUGCAGAAAGAUUGGUGAGAGGUUCGCUAUGGACUGCAGAAAGAUUGGUGAGUGGUCCGCUAUGGACUGCAGAAAGAUUGGUGAGAGGUCCGCUAUGGACUGCAGAAAGAUUGGUGAGAGGUCCGCUAUGAACUGCAGAAAGAUUGGUGAGAGGUCCGCUAUGGACUGCAGAAAGAUUGGUGAGAAGUCCGCUAUGGACUGCAGAAAGAUUGGUGAGUGGUCCGCUAUGGACUGCAGACAGAUUGGUGAGAGGUCCGCUAUGGACUGCAGAAAGAUUGGUGAGAGGUCCGCUAUGGACUGCAGAAAGAUUGGUGAGAGGUCCGCUAUGGACUGCAGAAAGAUUGGUGAGAGGUCCGCUAUGGACUGCAGAAAGAUUGGUGAGAGGUCCGCUAUGGACCGCAGAAAGAUUGGUGAGAGGUCCGCUAUGGACCGCAGAAAGAUUGGUAAGAGGUCCGCUAUGGACUGCAGAAAGAUUGGUGAGAGGUCCGCUAUGGACUGCAGAAAGAGUGGUGAGAGGUCCGCUAUGGACUGCAGGAAGAUUGGUGAGAGGUUCGCUAUGGACUGCAGAAAGAUUGGUGAGAGGUCCGCUAUGGACUGCAGAUCAUCUCCAUCAUAUUAG
This is a messenger RNA of Dreissena polymorpha, 1218 nucleotides long. RefSeq lists its product as uncharacterized. Bases 1 to 1218 code for a protein of 405 amino acids. Lineage: Eukaryota; Metazoa; Mollusca; Bivalvia; Myida; Dreissenidae. The transcript has a single exon. The record is from RefSeq and is a predicted model, not a curated record.